Molecule: messenger RNA, 697 nt
Organism: Harmonia axyridis
Lineage: Eukaryota; Metazoa; Arthropoda; Insecta; Coleoptera; Coccinellidae
Product: RING-H2 finger protein ATL7-like
Exons: 2
Coding region: 220-645 (141 amino acids)
Source: RefSeq, a predicted model, not a curated record
UUACAUAUUUCGAUAAAUUUCGAUAGUGUCAGAAAAUAUCGAAAGCUGUUUGUCCCUUUCCCUGAAUCAAACUAGUAAUGAAUUGCGCAGGUGCACAUUUCGUAUCCAAUCCCGUUAGUCGUGUACUUGUUUGAGUACAUAAAGGUACAGGUACGCUAACUAGUUUAGUAUCAGUUUGACAGUGUUGAAAGCAGAGCAGUAAAUUUUGAAGCCGAAAAGAUGUCUUUAGACCAUCUAUAUGAAUUCAACUUCGAAAAGUUGUACAACGAUUGUACAGAAAGGGGUAUAACAUUCGAAGAGGAUUGCAGCGUAUGUUUGAGCAGAUUAACAGGAGAAUUGUACCUUACGGACUGCAGACAUUCAUUCCACAAGGAGUGUAUCGACAGGUGGUGCUCCAGUUCCGAAUGUUGUCCCAUGUGCAGGACAAAUUUAGUUUUCGAAGAAACCUGCAGUAUCUUCGAUACAAAUUGGAAACCUGUCAAUAUCCAUCGGUUCGAUAAGAUGGACAGUGAUGAAGAAGAUGAUGAGAGUGGAGAAGAUGAUGAGAGUGGAGAAGAUGAUGAGAGUGAAACUGAAGAAGAAAAAGAAGAGAAUGAAGGAGAAAACGAAUGCCAAACCGAGUGCCAAACCAACGAGGAAAAUUAAUUUUACAUCUCUGUUCGACACAACCUGUAACAUUUUUGAGAGAAAUAAAUCA